Molecule: messenger RNA, 1821 nt
Organism: Silurus meridionalis
Lineage: Eukaryota; Metazoa; Chordata; Actinopteri; Siluriformes; Siluridae
Gene: plp1a
Product: proteolipid protein 1a
Exons: 7
Coding region: 422-1159 (245 amino acids)
Biological process (GO): axon development; central nervous system myelination
Cellular component (GO): myelin sheath; plasma membrane
Molecular function (GO): structural constituent of myelin sheath
Source: RefSeq, a predicted model, not a curated record
UUGACUCAUUUGAAUUUUAACUAUAAUAUGUAAUUCUGAUUUUGUUUCCAACAUUUCCAACAAAGCUAAAAUAUUACCGCUUUGUUAAAAACAUGAUUUCCAGAUGGGGGAGAGAGAGAGAGAGAGAGAGAGAGAGAGAGGCGCUAAUACGAUGCAAAUGCGUGUCGCUUCUCGUGUGUGGUUGGGGUAAAUUUCUCAGAGCGGAACAGAGCCCUGACCUCCUCCUCAUUCAUUCUGCUGGGGCUUAAAGCCUCCCAUUCUAGUGCACUCCAUUGAAAAGCGACAUUGAAAGCGAAUCCCGGCCGCCGUCAUCGUCCUCUGUGCUUUGUCUGAGCUGAGCUUUAAUAAGCACUGAGGCGAGGCCCUGCACUUCAUCUCAUCCUCACAGCAACAAGCCAAACUCACACCACUUUCUUCAGUAAUGGGUUGUUAUGAGUGCUGCAUGCGGUGCCUGGGAGGAGUGCCCUACACGUCCGUAGUGGCGACUCUUCUCUGCUUCUCUGGCAUCGCGCUGUUCUGUGGCUGUGGGCAUCAGGCCCUCACCGAGACAGAGAGACUCAUCGAGACCUACUUCGCCCGCAACCUGCAGGACUACAUCACUCUAGCCUACCUUAUUGAGUACUUCCAGUACAUUAUCUACGGUCUGGCCAGCUUUUUCUUUCUCUACUGCAUUGCACUGCUGGCUGAAGGCUUUUACACAACCAGUGUGGCUAAGCAAACAUUUGGCGAGUUCAGGAGCACUGUAUGUGGCCGCUGUCUCAGUACAACGUUCAUUGUGAUCACGUAUUUCCUGGCCAUCAUCUGGCUGCUGGUCUUUGCUUUCUCUGCACUUCCUGUCUUCUUCUUUUACAACAUGGCUGCAACCUGUCGCACCAUUGACUUUCUCUCAGAGACGCCCUCAAGCAUUAAUCAGCUGUGCAUGGAUGCCAGACAGUUUGGUUUACUUCCAUGGAACACAGUGCCAGGAAAAGCUUGUGGAAUGACCUUGUCCAAUGUAUGCAAAACAAGAGAGUUUUACUUGACCUACGACCUCUACAUUGCUGCCUUCGCUGGAGCCGGAAUUACGUUAUUGGCUCUGCUCACGUACACGGUCUCCACAACCUAUAAUUUCGCUGUUCUGCGUUAUCUGGGGAGGAAAGGUUUAGGUGCACGGUGUUAAAGCACUCUGUCCUUUCCUGCAAUCCAUGCUGUUUCUGUCCACUGUGCACCGUAUGGAAGGACAGAAGGAACUUCUUCACCUAUCAAUUCAACACCUUUUGGUUUCUCCUUAAGACUUUCUUCCUGUCUGACUGACACACUUUAUAUCAAGGCCAACUGAGGUUUUUUUUUUUUUUUUUGGUCCAACAUGUAUUGAUUUAGAUCCAGAACCAUGGAGGUGAAACUUUUUUUGGGGGAGGGAUUCGGGAAGCAGGACAACAGACUGUUUGAUGACCGUUGAUUCAUUGUGUGAUAUUGUGCCGACUCAUGUCUUAAUAGUGCCUUUUCUCCACUGAUGGACAGGAAGCACAGGAUUGCACGCCGUUUGGUACCGAGAUGUUCGCUAAAGUAUUUGUGUGACUUGUUCGUUUGUUUUGUUUUUUUUGUACUCUCUCCCUCUAUAGAUUUAAUGUUUUUUUUUUUUUCUUUUUUUUUUAUUCUAUAAGUGCCAACAUCCCUUACACGGUCUGGGAUGUUGGUUUUCCUCCAAUCCCAUCCAGCAUGGGUGUCUAGUGUUACUCUGUAGUGUAAUAAGCAAUUUAGUUAUUUUAUUAUUAUUUUUUUACAUUUGAUAAAUGCAUUUUGUUUUAAAUAACUGUUAAUAAGAAAACAUUCGGUAAGAUA